This is a messenger RNA of Centruroides sculpturatus (bark scorpion), 3812 nucleotides long. RefSeq lists its product as uncharacterized. Bases 307 to 3582 code for a protein of 1091 amino acids. Gene Ontology annotation, biological process: actin cytoskeleton organization. The transcript is spliced from 6 exons. The record is from RefSeq and is a predicted model, not a curated record. Gene Ontology annotation, molecular function: actin filament binding. NCBI's taxonomy places the organism in Eukaryota, Metazoa, Arthropoda, Arachnida, Scorpiones, Buthidae.
GAUAGUUUUUUUAAUAUGUGAAAAUUGGGUCGAACAUCUCUCAGAAUUCGUGACGUGUUUAUUGUUUACGCAAAAGUAAUGGAAAGACGAUAACUUAUAGAUAAGUUUCGGUGCAAAUUAUCAGUCACACGCAUCGACGAGUGUCUGUACGCGAUACGUACCACACACACACACGUACAGUACAAUACGCUCUCCCCUAUUAAGUAUUAAACAGUUUUGAAGGUCGAAUCGAAACUCGUUUUCUACGUCUAUGCUCCUUCCUGAAAAUAUAUUUCUUAACCAAACGUGAUUUAGAUCGUACGAGACAUGUCCCACUUCAUCGGGGACAAUGGACAAGAUAUCAUCAAUAUUUUGGUCAGAUGUCGAGACGUUUUUGUCGACAGAAUUGCUUCUUUAUGGAUAUGGAUAUGUGAAUCUUUCAAUUUAUUCGCUCUCUACACAUCACGAGAUCUGUGGGACAAGUUCCAUCUCUGGUUGUGCUACAUCAAAAGCAGAUUAAUUCUAGAUCGCAGAGAGAAACAGAAGUUGUUAGAAUGGGUCAAAGACAAUGUAGCCUCCAAUAGAAGACCUUCGAAUACAUUCAGGAGAUUUUCGGAAUGUUUCUACGAGAAUCCUGCCGAUUUUUCCAACUUUUGGAGAGAUGGCAUCUUGUUGUGUGCUUUAGUGGAGGCGUUGGUACCAGGUUCGUGUCCUCGUUACGAUCUCCUUAAUCCCGAACAUAAGUGGGACAAUGCUAGAUUGGCGUUGAAACUUGUGGAAAAGAAAAUUGGCAUUAAACCGGAAGUAACAACGGAAGAGAUCAUAAAGUGCAAUCCGAAGAACGAGAAGAAAGUGGCAUGUUUGUUGGCACAAAUCAAAGUUGCUUCCAGCAAAUUGAAAGUGAGACCUACCAUCAAUCGUCCAGACGAAGAAGACGAUGACAACGUAGUCUUUGAUAUUGAACAAGAGUGUUUAGCUAGAGGCAUGGGAUUAUCUGUUGCAGUCAUAGGAAGGCAAGCGAGAUUCAACAUUUUCUUAAAAUCCAUUUCUAACUUGAACAUAGUUAUCGAGAUCAAAGGCAAAACUGGAAGUUUAUGUAGCGAGAGAAUAACCAACAGAUCACCGAAACGGAAAAAUUCUGUAGAAUUAGAGAAGAUCGAGAGGAGAAAAAAUUUACAGAGACAUAUCAGAAAUAUACCUUUCGAGUACGAAGUGUUACCUGGAAAAAUAAUAGUGGGUUAUACGCCCGUCGAAACUGGGCAACACAGACUCAGCAUCAUAUGGCAAGGACAGCACAUCAUGGGAAGUCCUUAUACAGUAAACGUAGACGAUACUCUUCGUCACGACAAUAGCGAAAGCUCAAAGAAAUCAAAAACAUUUCUUCGAGUUGAGAACUCUUACAGAAAUGAUACAAAACCAAAAGAAUCGAGCCAAGGUGAUGUAGAGAAAAUCCUCAAAUCAAAAUUGGGUUCGGUGACUAAGAAACGAGUCUUACGCCAUAUUAUGGUUGUGAAUGGCAAAGAAGUAGUGGUAGAAGCUGAUUCUAAUGAUGUGGUAUCUGUUCUUGGAAAACUGACCAAGGAAACUGCUACAGAUAACGAAAACAGCGAAAAUACCACAAACAAAUUAACUCAGGAGUGUAGUUCAAAAGGUAGCGAAUUUAUGGCUCACUAUCCAUCUCCGUCAAAAAACAAGAUGGUGAGCACUCCUCCGAGUUUAACAACAGUUCUCGAAGGUAUCGAUCAAACAGAUUCGGAUCUAUUAUUGCAUAAUCUCAAGUCCAGAAAAUCUUCUAAACCCUUAAAUAGUCCAAGUUUAGAUAAGAAGGAACGCAAUUUACUAGAUUCUAGUAUAUCAAAAAACGAAAAUAUUCUAAAAAUAGACGAAGACUUGACUACAUUAGAAAAAGAGGAGGAAACAACGCUUCAAGAAGAUGGAAUCCAUCAUCUCGAUGAUGACAAUUCUCAGAUAAACACAGACUUAUUUUUGAAUUGUUUGUCUGAAGUUAGUUCAAGAAUCUCUACGCUUUCCGAUGGAGUUAACUCUGAUCAUGAAUCUGAUUCUAAAAUGGAUCUGAUUAAAUUUGAUGCUUCACCAUUAAAAAUAGAAAAUUCGCGUGAACAUAUAUCGGAAAUUUUUGAAGAACAAUCGAAAAAGUUACAAGAAAGUUAUAAAGCAUCACCAAAAACAAAUUCCAAGUUUAUUGAAGAUGAAAAUUUUGAAAGAACGGAAGAAAAACUGCAUGUAGAGGGAGAGGAUAAUAAAUUAUUUAUUAAGAAUUUAGACGAAAAUCGGACUCAAAACGAAGAAGUAAUCGUGAAUCGUGAAGUUCAACAAUGUCAGAAAGAAGGUGAAGAAGAAAAUGAAUUUUACUGCUUACCUAUUAUAAAUGAAUGUAAAGAGAACACUUUUUUAGAAAAACACAAUUCUAAAGUUUCUACCAUCGAUUUUCAGAAUGAUUUCCGUACAGAAGAGAACACGACAAAAUUUGUUUCUGUAAAUCCUUCGACGACAAUAAGAGAUUGUGUAGAAAACGACCCGCAUCCGAUUCGAAAGAUAAACUAUCAGAAAUUGUUCAAGUCGACGAAACUCGAAGGAAGUUUGGUCAAAAAUAAAGUUCAAGAAUGGGAACGUGCCAUGAAUAAGGCAUCAAACAACGAAACUAAAGAAAUUCUCGUAGAAGAAAUGACUAGACCUGACUCCCCAAUUUUGGUGUCCGUUCGCACUAGGAAACAGUUUUGGGAAAAUGGUGGUCACAUUUCGGAAGUAGAUCACACUCCCGGAACCGAUUGUGACGUAGAGGACAGAGACGUCAUCCGGAGAAUUCCAGAUCGUUCGGCUUCUGUCGGCGCCAUUUAUCCCUUUCGUCUAAGCAAGAUUAGUUUAGAUAAAUCCACACAAGUCGACUUCGAAGACUUCACAAAGACCAAUGUUCUCGGAAGAAAAAAUGGUUCGGUCAAUGAAACUCCAGAUUCCGAAGACAGUGGCAUUUGCGAAUUUCACCGUUCUGUAAGAGCAAAUCAUCAGAAAUAUAGUCCUUCAGCAUGUCGUCAUCGUCAUUUCAAUUGCAAUCGCAAUCACUUGUCACCAAAACAAGAAUCGAUUUGUAGCGAUCUAACAGAUGCAACAUCGAUCAACACAGAUUGCGAUCGAGGAUUCAUAGACGAUGAAAUUCCCGAUUAUGCAAACCUCUUGUUAGAUAAUUACGUGUCUUUUACUGGUCUUUUGGAUACAGAAAGACCAAUAUCAAGGCGAGAAUUAUUAAAACACGACUUUUAUGACGUCGAGGAGGAAUUUCUGAAAGAACCGUCAACUCCAAGAGCGGAGAGAUGUCGUAUAUUUGGUACGGGAGUUUAUUAUGGUCAAGUAUGUCUGAGGAAUCAUUUCCAGGUAAGAACCAAGGGAGCAGGACCAGGGUAUCUGACCGUUAACAUUCAGGGCGCGGGAAAACACGACGUGACGGAAGUCACAAUCAUCUAUAGUGGAAACGAACUGUACGACAUUUUAUACGAAGUGUCCCAACCAGGAUAUUACAUCAUCUCGAUAAAAUGGGGCGAUUUGAAUAUACCAGAAAGCCCAUACAUAUGUAAAAUUACUUAUUAACUGUUUGUACGAGAAAAUAAUCAUUUUUACCGUUGGAAAAAUUAGACCAAUCAAAACUUGGAAACUUGUUUUAGUUUCUAACAUAUUUUAUGUGGAACAUUUUAAGAUCGAUCAUAUUUAUUUUUAUUAUUACUUAAAAGAAAAAUGUCAUGAGCAAAAUAACGCGAGACAAAAUGGAAUAUAAAUAUUUUUGUGCCAAAGUUUAAAAAGUAAUAAAAAUAUUUUAUUUA